Molecule: messenger RNA, 2733 nt
Organism: Mycena indigotica
Lineage: Eukaryota; Fungi; Basidiomycota; Agaricomycetes; Agaricales; Mycenaceae
Product: Gly-x carboxypeptidase
Exons: 14
Coding region: 1-2733 (910 amino acids)
Biological process (GO): L-tryptophan biosynthetic process
Cellular component (GO): fungal-type vacuole lumen
Molecular function (GO): carboxypeptidase activity; anthranilate phosphoribosyltransferase activity
Source: RefSeq, a predicted model, not a curated record
AUGGCUUCGUUUUCCCCCGAUUCCUUCAAACCUCUUCUGGCGAGGCUGGUUGAAACGCCAGAGUACUUUUCUGCAGAUGACCUUACUCUUGCACUCAAUCAUAUCUUCACACCCGAUGCUGUAUCACCAACUCAGAUCGGGUCUUUCCUGACCGCACUCCACCUUCAUCGAGUCGAACGACGCCCAGAGUCAUUAGCAGCGGCUGCGGCAGUCCUUAGAGAAAGAGCAUUAAAGGCUUUUGUUGAAGAAGCGGAGGGAGACUUCAUCGUCGAUAUCGUUGGGACUGGCGGAGAUGGCUAUAAUCUCUUCAACGUCAGUACAACCGCCGCUAUCGUCGCUGCUGGUGCUGGCGCACGUGUCAUAAAGCACGGUAGUCGUGCUUCAACAUCAUCCUCCGGCUCUGCAGACCUUUUGCAAGCACUUGGUUGCGUAUUUACUGCCCCAGCGCCAGGAACAACGACGCCGAUUCCUCGGAUUCCCUUCACAUUCAUCCUAGCACCAAAUUAUCACCCAACCUUGGCUAGUAUUGCUCCUUACCGCAAGACACUCCCAUUCCGCACCAUGUUCAACAUUCUUGGGCCACUCAUUAACCCCGCUCGACCUCAAGGCAUGGUCCUUGGCAUUGCUGUGCCAGAGAUUGGACCCACCUUUGCCCAAUCGCUCAAGGAAGGUGGUGUCACUCGUGCCGUUGUCGUCUGUGGCCACGAAAAGCUGGACGAAAUCAGUUGUGCUGGGCCAACAUAUGCCUGGGAACUCAGAGAUGACACCAUCACUGAGACAACACUUACACCCGAAUCCUUUGGCUUGCCAGUCCAUCCUCUGAGCGCAGUUGCUGGAGGGUCACCAAUAGAGAAUGCGGAGACUUUCAAGACCCUCCUGACGUCUGGUAAAGAUACGCCAUCAACGUUGAUUCCAGUGCGCGACUUUGUUUUAAUGAACGCGUCGGCCUUGCUUGUUGUUGCCGGUAUUGCCGCUGAUUAUCGAGGCGGUGCACGUUUGGCCUUAGAGAGUAUCAAUUCAGGCAAGGCUUGGAAGUAUAGUACGAGUAUGCUUUGGACCACAGCAAUCUUCUCCAUCUUCAACCAUUGGGUGAAUUCACCAGCGCAACCAACGAGUCCAUGUCCCCAAGUUCCGGCUUUAUUCCCCAUACGUCAUGCAGCCCUCCUAAACUCUCUCGAACACAUCUAUCGGGAAGAAAGCUUCAAACGGGAUGUCUAUGAUCGUCUUGGAGGUGUUAUCAGUGUGCCUACGGAGUCUUUCGAUGACAUGCUUCCUGUUGGCCACGACUCGCGAUGGACUAUAUUCCAGACACUUCAUAACUAUCUUGAAGGGGCAUUCCCGGCCAUUUACUCGUCGCUCAAUGUCACCCGGGUGAACACAUAUGGACUGGUGUUCCACUGGCAAGGCACCGAACAUAAUUUAAAGCCAAUCUUGCUUGCUGCGCACCAGGAUGUUGUCCCUGUCGACCCAGCGACCCACAACCACUGGAAAUAUCCUCCCUAUUCCGGGUACUUCGACGGUAUAAGCUACCAGUUGUCACUCCUAUUCCAGCUUACAAGCUUAGGAAUCUGGAUAUGGGGGCGAGGAAGUGCUGACGAUAAAUCUGACUUGGUGGCUCAACUGGUUACCAUUGAAACGCUUUUGAAGAGCUCAUUCGCCCCUCGGAGAUCGAUUGUACUUGCUUUCGGUUUUGACGAGGAGUCCAAGGGUACUCAAGGCGCAGGAAAAAUUGCGGAAUACCUGGAAAAGACGUACGGCCAUCAUGGAUUCGCGAUUUUGUUAGACGAGGGAGAUGGUUAUGGCGAAAAUGUUGCAGAUGGGCUCAUCUUCGCAUCCCCGGGCAUUUCCGAGAAAGGCUAUUUUGACGUUAAAAUCGAAGUAUGGGCGGAAGUGGAUGGCCAUGACUGUCAAGAUUUACAGAGUAUUGGGGUUCUCUCUCAAAUUGUGGUUGCACUCGAAGAAAAACUUCAUCCAGCUCUCUUUUUACGUACAGGCUCAGCGUUUGCCAACGUUCAAUGCGCAAUCGAGCAUGAACCAAACAUACCCUCCAGUGUCAAACACUUGGCCCGACGUGCACUAACCGACGACGGUGCUCUUGGCGAUCUGAGGGACUAUCUAUUGCAAGAAGAUCCGGUAUACGACGCUAUGCUUAGAACGACACAGGCGCCGGAAAUGAACGCUGAUGUUAUUUUAGGCGUCAAAGCGAACGCACUUCCUGAAGUAGCCACGGUAAUAGUGAACCACCGUGUUGAUGAGCAAUCAACCAUUGCGGAUGUGCAAACGCGCAUAGUCCAACGGCUUCUGCCCAUCGCCACUACAUUCAACAUGUCUCUCGUUGCAUUCACGCCCAACUCCAUACCGUCCCAAGUUAACCAAAUCAUCCUUUCUGAUGCAUUCAAUACGGCGUUGCAGCCUUCCCCGGUCACGCCGACCGCCAGCAAUCCGGCCUACAACCUUUUAUCGGGGACGAUCAAGGCGGCGUUGACCAGUUCUAGACGCUACAACUCCACGGGGGUGAUUGUAUCUCCUACCCUUGGACUGGGCAACACAGACACACGCUUUUACUGGGAUCUUACCUCGAACAUAUUCCGCUACUCGCAUUACGGCGAUGCUGAUGAUUACUUCAGUGGUUUGCACACCGUCAACGAAGCGGUUCGAGGUGAAGCUGUCAUCGAGCAGAUUCGCUUUUUCACCAUGCUAAUUCUGAAUUUUGACGAGUCUUCACUGUUGUAA